Molecule: messenger RNA, 552 nt
Organism: Trichomonas vaginalis G3
Lineage: Eukaryota; Parabasalia; Trichomonadida; Trichomonadidae
Product: integrase core domain containing protein family
Exons: 1
Coding region: 1-552 (183 amino acids)
Source: RefSeq, a predicted model, not a curated record
AUGAAACACUUUCUCGAAGUAUAUAAUUCCUCAACACAUUCUACAACAGGACAUACACCAAAUUCAAUGACACAACAACAAGAAGAAAAGUAUAUACAAAAGAAACGAAGUCAAACACAAAAUAUCAGAAAUUCAACACAAUUUACCCUCAUUCCUGGUACAAAAGUUCGUGUAGUUCUUGACGACAAACCGUUGACAAAGAAACGUUUAAGGUUAAGUAGAAAUUAUUAUAUCGUAGACUCUACGCAAGGUAAUGGAUAUCUUAUAAAAGCUGCCGACGACUCUAUUGUGUUUUAUCCUCGUCAUCAAUUAGUUGAAAGUAGUAAUGGCAAACUUGCUGAAACCAUUGACGAAGCAAAGCGAGGAGUGGUUAUUGAAAUACUUGGCUACAACAUAAACGAUGACACUUAUAAAGUAAGAUAUGAAGGAGGCGUUGAAGAUGUUAUACCAUCUAAGAACUUGAGAGAGUCAAAGCCAACACAUCUGGGACCAUUAGAGCGGGAGUACUGGAAAGACAAAAAUAAGCCAGAAAGAAUAAGAAAAUUCUUCUAA